AUGAACCAUGAAUGUAACAUGCCUUACUCCUGUGCUUACUGCGAACUGAUCCGUUCUUCUGUAUCAUUUCACUUCAGGGAAAGAGAUACUGACAAAGAUGGGAAGGUUAAUUUUAAAGAAUUUUUCCAUGGGCUCUUUGAUUUGGUAAGAAACUAUGAUGAAGAGGAUCAUAAUUCUUCACACGAGUCUCAUGGUUCAGAGGAGUUCCCUGCUAGAAAGUUAUUUGCGCAGUUUGACAAAGAUGGUGAUGGAUAUUUGUCCGAUGUUGAACUGCUAUCUAUUAUUGGAAAAAUUCAUCCAUCAGAGCAUUACUAUGCCAAGCAACAAGCACAUUAUAUCAUAUCACAG
Molecule: messenger RNA, 348 nt
Organism: Ilex paraguariensis (yerba mate)
Lineage: Eukaryota; Viridiplantae; Streptophyta; Magnoliopsida; Aquifoliales; Aquifoliaceae
Source: the annotation of a GenBank genome assembly